Molecule: messenger RNA, 1547 nt
Organism: Hyaena hyaena (striped hyena)
Lineage: Eukaryota; Metazoa; Chordata; Mammalia; Carnivora; Hyaenidae
Gene: RER1
Product: retention in endoplasmic reticulum sorting receptor 1
Exons: 7
Coding region: 161-751 (196 amino acids)
Biological process (GO): retrograde vesicle-mediated transport, Golgi to endoplasmic reticulum; protein retention in ER lumen
Cellular component (GO): Golgi membrane
Source: RefSeq, a predicted model, not a curated record
AUCUUGGAGGCUCCGGAGGCGGUGCCGCACAGGACAGAGCGGAAGUGCUCGGCUGUCCCUUCCCGGACCGUGCGAAGCGCCGGCGCGGCCGCCUGCCCGCGUCCUCCUUCCCGCGGCCCUCGGAGACCGCGCUCGGCCGCAGGGAGCGGCGAGGUACAGAAUGUCUGAAGGGGACAGCGUGGGAGAGUCUGUCCACGGGAAGCCUUCUGUGGUGUACAGAUUCUUCACCAGACUCGGCCAGAUCUAUCAGUCCUGGCUAGACAAGUCCACACCUUACACGGCUGUGCGAUGGGUGGUGACACUGGGCCUGAGCUUCGUGUACAUGAUUCGAGUCUACCUGCUGCAGGGCUGGUACAUCGUGACCUACGCCUUGGGGAUCUACCACCUCAAUCUUUUCAUAGCUUUUCUUUCUCCGAAAGUGGACCCUUCCUUGAUGGAAGACUCAGAUGACGGCCCCUCGUUACCAACCAAACAGAAUGAGGAGUUCCGGCCUUUUAUUCGAAGGCUUCCAGAGUUUAAGUUUUGGCACGCGGCAACCAAGGGCAUCCUCGUGGCCAUGGCCUGCACCUUCUUUGAGGCUUUCAAUGUCCCAGUGUUCUGGCCCAUCCUGGUGAUGUACUUCAUCAUGCUUUUCUGCAUCACCAUGAAGAGGCAGAUCAAGCACAUGAUAAAGUACCGGUACAUCCCGUUCACGCACGGCAAGAGGACCUACAAGGGGAAGGAGGACGCGGGCAAGACGUUUGCGAGCUAGGUGCUCAGGCGGCCCCACCGGAGGCCCAGGACGCUUCUGCGCCGCCGUAGCCACGCCUUCUUCCGCCACAUUAAGUAGUUGAUUUCGAGGGAGUCGAAUUUUCUUUUUAAAAAGGAGCUUCAAUUAUUUGUAACUGAAACAUCAGGUUCUUGAAGAAACUGACAUUUAAACCAAAUUGCAUUGAUUUAUUUUUCAGUGACAUUCAGGUGUUCUAAAGGAUGGAAUUCUAGUAAACUGCAGGCUGGGGGGAGGGGAGGGGCAGGUAGUCGCGGUCGUCGCGCGGCCCUGGUGCGGCCCUGGUGCGGCCCUGGAACAGACCUGCACGGGAGGAGCCAGCUCUCGCCCCCGCCGCCACGUCGCCCAGCCGGAGGAUGAGGCUAACCUGAUUCCUGCGCUUUGGAAGAACAUUUGAAAGGUGACUUUCAAGGAACUCUGGAGUUCUAAUGCCAGUUUCCCAGUUUCAUCUCACCAGAGAUGUUUGAAGUUGGUCUCUAUCAUAAUGACUCAAAACUCUGUUCUUAACUACCGUGAUUGCUUUUGAGGGCCUGGAAUUAUAAAUAUAUAUAUUAUAUUUUAAUUGUUUGGAAUUAUUUUGACACAUUUCUUUGAUACCUGAAGAGUUGUUUGUUUUUGAUUAAUUUAAAGUUGAUCUCAUGCAGCGGCCCCUUUAUAGAAACAACUGGCGAGAGCAGACCAAUUUGUGGGUUUUAACACACGGCUUCUCACUUUCUAUGGGAAAACAGAACUCUGACCCGCAUGUCAACUUUUUUGAUGUGAUAAAAACAAUACUCGUAAA